Microcebus murinus (gray mouse lemur) is the source of this 1041-nucleotide messenger RNA. The record is from RefSeq and is a predicted model, not a curated record. Lineage: Eukaryota; Metazoa; Chordata; Mammalia; Primates; Cheirogaleidae.
AUGUCGAAGGAAGAAGAAACAAAACGACAACCAGACUGGGACCACAAGGGCAAGAUCAGGAUGCUAGCCAUCAUGUACGUGAUGUCUGCUCUGUGCCCAGCCCACAUUAGCUCGCUUUUACUUGUUAUGUUAUUGGUUGUGCUCUUUCUGGUAUUUCUCUUUGUUUAUCUUGUCACCCUUCUGGGGAACUUGGGGAUGAUCACUCUCAUUUGGAUGGGUUCCCGACUCCAUACCCCCAUGUACUUUUUUCUCAGCCACUUGUCCUUUGUGGAUGUCUGUUCCUCUUCUGUCACAGGUCCCAAGAUGUUGACUGAUAUCUUCAUGGACAAAAAAGUAAUCUCUUUCUUUGGUUGUGCUGCCCUUAUGCUUUUUGGUCAUUUUGUAGUAACUGAAUGUUACCUUCUCGCUGCCAUGGGAUAUGACCUGUAUAUGGCCAUCUGUAAGCCCUUAUUGUAUACACUUAUUAUGUCACAGCAGGUCUGUGUGCAGCUGGUGGUGGGGCCUUGUGCCAUGGGCCUUAAUAGCACCUUGACUCAUAUGACUUUUGCCUUCUGCCUACCCUAUUGCGGUCCAAAUAUCAUCAAUCACUUCUCCUGCGACCUUCUUCCUGUUCUCUCCCUGGCAUGUGCAGAUAUCUGUGUCAAUAAAUUUUUGCUUUUCAUUCUUGCUGGAGCCCUGAGAGUGCUCAGUGGUGUGAUCAUCUUGGUCUCCUACAUUUACAUUGUCAUGGCCAUCCUGAGGAUCCACUCUGCUGAUGGGAGGCACAAAGCAUUUUCUACCUGCUCUUCCCACCUGACAGCUGUCUCCGUCCUUUAUGGGACACUCUUCUUUAUCUAUGUACGUCUAAGCUCUAGUUUCUCUCUGGACAUCAAUAAAGUGAUUUCCUUGUUCUACACAUAAGUGAUCCCCAUGUUGAACCCGCUUAUCUACAGCCUGAGAAAUAAGGAAGUCAAAGAUUCAUUCAGAAGGAAGAUUGAAAGGAAGAAGUUUCUUAGAGGUAGGCGAUCCAGGAUAUCAAUUGUACUACAGAUCGAGAAAUAA